AUGACGUCAUUUGUGAUAAAAACUAAGAAAGCGGCCACGAGCCACGACAUUAUUGUCAAAGUGAACAACGCUGCUAUUGGUUGGUGUGGUGUACUCGAAGUGCAGGCUUGGGAAAGUAUCACAAGCAUCUAUGAAACGAACGUCUAUGGGGUACUGCGCGUCAUCCGUGCUGUUGUUCCCUCUAUGAAAAAAAACAAAAAAGGGCGCAUCGUUAACAUCAGCUCAAUUGCUGGAAUAUAUUGCUCCCCGUUCUUCACUGUGUAUGGCUCAUCAAAAUAUGCUUUAGAAGGAAUUUCGGAUUCUUUGGUCCCUGAGCUUGCAUCGUUUAAUGUUCAAGUUAGAAGAAAUGCAAGAACGGGGAUAGAAAGGGAAACCAUGAACAAGAAAAGCAAGGAAGAAUGGAAAGAAGAAAGAACAGCAGGACAAGGCAGAAAAAAGCAGGAACAAGGCAGCAGGGGAACAAAGGAGGCAGAUGCUUAA
Messenger RNA from Xenia sp. Carnegie-2017, 480 nucleotides. RefSeq names its product retinol dehydrogenase 8-like. The record is from RefSeq and is a predicted model, not a curated record. Bases 1 to 480 code for a protein of 159 amino acids. The transcript has 3 exons. NCBI's taxonomy places the organism in Eukaryota, Metazoa, Cnidaria, Anthozoa, Malacalcyonacea, Xeniidae.